CGCGUCCGCUGAUUACACAGUACGCCGAAAACAAUCGCAUUGUGAUAUCGUUUGCGUGCCCAAAUACUCAGUUUCCCACUUGAACCAGAAGAAUGUGCCAAACAAUGCGUUGCAUCCUGAUCGUCUGCGUGGCCCUCGCUCUUCUUGCCGCAGGCUGCAAUGUGGAGGCCUCGAACUCACGACCUCCGCGAAAGAACGAUGUCAACACCAUGGCCGAUGCCUACAAGUUCCUGCAGGAUCUGGACACCUACUACGGGGACCGAGCUCGAGUUCGGUUCGGAAAAAGAGGAGGCCUGAUGGAGAUCCUGAGGAAUCGGGAGCUGGAGAACUUCAAUCUUGGAAAAAAUUCAAACAACGGAGGAGAACUGGUCGGCGCUUUGGAUGAGGAGGAGGUGUACUAAACCCAAUCUAGGCGACCAUGGCAACGUCACUAACUCAUGAUUAUAAUUAUUAGCUUACGCCUUUUUGUUUACAUUGUUUUUCGGGGCAAUAGUUUAACGUGUUGGGAGAGAAAAAGUAGUUGCAGCUACAGAUUUAAGUAUUUACUCUAGUCUUGAUGUUGGUUGAAUAAAUGAAGUACCC
Drosophila ficusphila is the source of this 582-nucleotide messenger RNA. Its product is annotated as neuropeptide F. The record is from RefSeq and is a predicted model, not a curated record. Bases 93 to 401 code for a protein of 102 amino acids. The transcript has 3 exons. Lineage: Eukaryota; Metazoa; Arthropoda; Insecta; Diptera; Drosophilidae.